GCGCACCCGACUGACUAAUAGGCUGACGGGAUCGAGAGACACCCAGAGAGCCAGCAGUAGGGAGUGUAUGAAUCUUGCCGUGAAGUUCAAGCUCCCUUCGACGAGUCCGCGUGCGUGAGGUAAAGAUGAGUACAUCAGAGACGUUGGACAGAAUGGAGCUCUGUGAAAGUCUUUUAACGUGGAUCCAAACGUUUGGAGUGGAGGCGCCAUGCAAGACAGUAGAAGACUUGACCAGCGGAGUCGUCAUGGCACAAGUCCUGCAAAAAAUAGAUGUAGUGUAUUUCAGCGAUGCUUGGAUUAGCAGAAUCAAACCAGAGGUUGGGGACAACUGGCGGUUAAAGAUCAGCAAUCUAAAGAAAAUCCUAAAAGGCAUCCUGGAUUAUAACCAGGAGAUCUUAGGCCAGCACAUUAACGACUUCACGUUACCGGACGUAAACCUGAUUGGAGAGCACUCAGAUGCAGCAGAACUUGGGAGGAUGUUACAACUCAUACUGGGCUGUGCUGUGAACUGUGAACAGAAGCAAGAAUAUAUCCAGACGAUAAUGAUGAUGGAGGAAUCUGUGCAGCAUGUCGUCAUGACGGCCAUCCAAGAGCUGAUGAGUAAAGAGACGCCAGUCAUUGGAGGAAAUGAAUCGUAUGUGGAUCUAGACAGACAGUUGAAAAAGACUGCAGAGGAGCUGAAUGACGCUUUGGCAACCAAGGAGGAGAUCUCCCAGAGAUGUCGUGAGCUUGACCAGCAGGCCCUUCGUGUCCAAGAGGAGCGUGAUAGACUGAGGUUAGAGUUUAAUGAGCUAGAAGAGAGGGUGGCAGCUUUGCAAGAUGAGAAGAGCAGCUUGUUGGCAGAAAACCAGGUCCUUUUGGAGAGACUUAACCAGUCUGAUUCCAUUGAGGACAUUAACAGUCCUGCUGGACGCAGACACCUGCAGCUGCAGACGCAGGUGGAGCAGCUGCAGGAAGAAACUUUCAGGUUGGAAGCAGCCAAAGACGAUUAUAGGAUCCGUUGUGAGGAGCUGGAAAAGGAACUGCUGGAUGUGAAAUCCCAGAACGAAGACCUGACAUCACUGGCUGAUGAAGCACAAUCCCUAAAGGAUGAGAUCGAUGUCCUCAGACACUCGUCUGACAAAGUAUCAAAGCUAGAGGGCACGGUGGAGCACUACAAGAAAAAACUGGAGGACAUGGGCCUCCUCAGGAGACAGAUCAAGCUUUUGGAGGAGAAGAGCGCAGUCUUAAUGCAGACCAACGUCGGCUUGGAGGAAGAGCUUCGAAAGGCUAAUGCUACCAAGGGCCAGCUGGAGACUUACAAGAGACAGGUCGUUGAACUUCAGAACAGACUGUCAGAGGAGUCCAAAAAGGCCGACAAGAUGGAAUUUGAAUAUAAACGUCUCAAAGAGAAAGUGGACUCUCUACAAAAAGAGAAAGAUCGUAUGAGAUCGGAGAGGGACUCGCUGAAAGAGACCAUCGACGAGCUGCAUUGCGUCCAGGCUCAAGGACAGCUUACGUCCAGUUUGUUUCCACUGGGCAGCAACAACGGCUCUGAUUCGCUGGCUGCUGAGAUCACCACUCCUGAGAUGCGAGAACAUCUGAUUCGUCUUCAGCAUGAGAACAAGAUGCUGAAGCUGGCUCAGGAAGGAUCGGACAACGAGAAGAUCGCUCUGCUACAGAGUCUACUGGAAGAUGCCAACAGAAGAAAGAGUGAGCUAGAGACAGAGAACAGGUUAAUAAAUCAGCGUUUGAUGGAGGAACAGAGUCAGGUAGAAGAGCUCCAAAAGACUGUCCAAGAGCAAGGUUCCAGAGCAGACGAUUCGUCUGUUGUUCUGAAGAAGAAAUAUGAUGAACACAUGGAAAAACUCAAAGAAGUGAACAACGAGUUACUGAAGAAAAAUGCCAUUAUAGAUGAAAUGGAGCCAAAGUACAACGCCAGCUCCCAACUAGUGGACGAGCUGGAAGAGGCCUUGAAAAAGAAGGAUGAAGAGAUGAAGCAGAUGGAAGACCGAUAUAAGAAAUAUCUAGAGAAAGCAAAGAGUGUUAUCCGAACUCUAGACCCGAAACAGAACCAGGGCUCGGGUCCAGAAGUCCAGGCCCUGAAAAACCAGCUGCAGGAGAAGGAAAGGAUGUUGCAUUCGUUGGAGAAAGAGAUGGACAAGACGAAGAGCCAGAGAGACCACGAGGAGAAGCUAAUUGUCUCAGCCUGGUACAACAUGGGCAUGUCUAUGCAGAGGAAAGCAGCUGAAGAACGACUCGCCAACACAGGCUCUGGUCAGUCCUUCCUGGCUCGACAGAGACAAGCCACCAGCUCACGCCGGUCCUACCCAGGCCACGUCCAGCCAGCUACCGCAAGAUCCACGAGGUAAAGAUUGCGGUGCAAGGCUGCAUCAUUCUUGCACCACUUCUUUCCUGACAAAACUUAUCUUACCUUGACUCCCGUGAUGCAGGACUUCAACUUUAUUUGGUAGACCACCCCACCCCUCCCAACCACAUGUCCAACUUGUCCUGUGAGACAAAUGGUUCCCUCCUAAGGCUCAGAAGAACCAUGCCAUUUGGACAACCUCUAGUCUUUUUUUGAUGAAGGGAAUUCAUGCAGUGUUGAUGCACUUUUCUACCUGUGACACCGUCUGAUGUUCACUUUUCCUUUUGACAGGAAACUGACUGUCCUUCGUGAUGUCUGAACUUUAAUUUUCUUAAAAAGUGCAAACAGCAAAAUGUGUGAACUUUGUUUCAUCUGACCUUAAAUCAGUCUUAAAUACGUACAGCUGCGGGGACACAGGAGGACAUGUUAUCCCACCCGUGUUCGGGUUCUCUCUUAAUGUCUGAGUGAGGUGAUGGGUUGUAGUCUGACUACAUGACCUGGAAGAUGUCUGCCAACUGUUGGUCGAAGCAAUAAUUUUUUAUGGUCAUUUAUUAUGUUUUCUUUGGGAGAAGAAGCUUCAACAGGUCUUGAGGUUUGUUUCUGUAGGUAGAUUUAUUUAUAAAUGCUGCUGUUAGUCAGGAGGUCCCGUCUAGCAAAACCACUUCAUGGUUUAAUCUCCACCAGCGGUUAGUCCGGCAGCAACUUGUGUGCCAUACUGAUUGAUUUUUAUUUUUACCUUCUAGCUGAGGUUUGCAGGCUUUCCCUCUAAUAUGAACUAAAAUUGAUCACCGUGAGAUUAAAACAGAUCAGUUGAGAACCCUUUGUUUUUGUUAAGCUGCUUGAGUGAACUCUUCAUAGGAUUUGCAUCCGUCUGUUGCCUCUGUCUCAUCCUCUCUCUAACACAUUUAUUCAAUUUUUGUUAUUUUAGGACAUAUCAUCCAAUUCACUUUGAGUUUGUUUGAUCUGUGCUUUGUUGCCGACUAGCCCCGGCAUCUCAUCAUGACUUCUCUCUCUUCUCAUUUAACAGCGAUAUCACUGCAUGACUGAUGCACCAGUGACCUUGGCUGGUGUGGUCUGCAAUGAUCCCCCCUUCCUCCCGGCUGGGCUAAACUGAGGCACAAUGCAUGAAACCUGCCUGCAUACUGUUUGCAUGACUCUUGCAUUGAUUCCAGUCUGCAGAUAACCACCAGCAGCAGCAGCAUGAGCACUAACAACCCUUCUGCAGUGUCUGUGCACAGGGAUGGGGUCACAAAAACAAACCCCUUUUCCAACUAAUUAUUUUCCAUCAGUUUGGGUACCUGUCCUGUUCUCGUGUUGCUGUCUCCAUCUCACCUCCAAAUUCUCCUACCUCCUCUCACUCCCAGUGGACAUGCCUGCUUGUGCUUCCACGUCUGUUACGAUUCAGCAUGUUACAAACAUCGCAGAAGAGUAUGAUACAGCAGUAUUUCCUGUCAGAGGAGCUAUUUUUUGUUUGUUAGUAUUUAUGAGGAUCUGUUACAAGAGACUUCAAUGACUUAUUGCCUCAUGUCCAUCUUUGUUUACAUGAUUUAGGGAAUUUUUAAGAGCCUCCAGAUCAAUUUGUAAAGCAAAAAGACGUAUUUUCUUUAUUUUUUAAACCACUGCAUUAAUUGUGUAUCCAACUUCUUUCACUUGCUACUCAGCUGCAUCUUAAAAUAGCUUUUUGAAAAAAUAAAAAUAAAAAACCUAAGUAUUACAGCAAGUUUUCAACUAAAGACGAACCUCAUUGUUUUCAUCAUGUGGCGCAAGAGAUGGCUAAAUAAGUGUAUUAUAUGAAUUACGUUGUUACAGAUGUGCUUUUAUAUGAGAUUAAAACCCUCAUUGAGCCCACUUUUCCUUUCUUAAUCCCAGGUUCUAAUUGGUUCCUAAUGCACGUUUGAUACUCACUUAUGUUUAACAUGAUCUCCCACGUCUGUUACAUUUAAAAAGCUGUUAUAAAAGACAAUUUUCUUUUGUCAUUUGAAUGAUAAUUUGGCUUUAUUUAAUGCAUAAGUCAGGAUGAAAUGGGGUGUUUGCUCGUAGAAGCGAAUGUUUAGUCUUUUCAGGUAAAAAUCAAAUCACAGAAAGGGAAAAGCAUCACAAAUGCUCCUGUUUUGUCAUUCAGCUCAAAACAUUGUGUGUGUGUGUGUGUGUGUGUGUGUGCGUGCGAGUGUGUUGCAGUGUUAUUAAGGCUCUCCUCGCUGCAAAAAAAUUCCUGUUCAAAUGCACAGUGUGACAUAGAUCUGUGAAGAUAUUCUAAUCCUAGCAUUUCACCAUCUAUUUUCUAUCAGAAGCUAAUGCAGGAGAUGGGGUAGGAGACUAUUUUCAUGUUCUGCCUGCAUGAAAAACAUAGUGACUGAUUAUAAUCAGAAAUAAUAAUUUUAAAAAAAAUUCAGUCAACCACACCUUUAAGCUCUUGUUCCCAGCUUUGAUUUUACACAUUUCUCAUUUAGUUUAAUGUGCAAAUGGAAAGAUCCAGGGCUGAAAGCUAAACCAUGAGCUGGGGAUACAUAAACACAAUUAGUCUGAAUGGAGAUUAUUAAAUCCCCCAGUUUAGUGCCUUUUGUUUUUGAGCUUUUAAAAUAUUUUAUUUUAGGAAUAAAUGAAGGUUUAUUGUUUAAUUUAAGAAUAAGUUAACUUUACACGGUAAACCGACGUUAAAGUGGGCUCAGUGAGGGUUUUUUACAUUUUUGUUCCCACUUACUCAUUUGUUCUUUUGUGUAACCUCUAAUCCAUACCAAGUGUUUUCUCUGAAUGGCUUAUUUAUUAUUUUACCGCUUGUACAGCAGUGUUAUUACACCAACAUUUAUACUGUUACAAUGGUUGUGAUGGUGAUCGAAAUACUGUUAAAGAACUUAUGCAACAAAAGGAGAUGGGGAUUUGAAGUUGGUUUAAAAUGGACUAGUGCAAGGUUACAGUAUUUUUCUACACAAAGAGAAAAACUGCAAAGAAGUUUAAAAGUUUGAUCAUAAUUGUUUCUCUUUAAUGAAUAAAAGCACAUUUUAAUUUACUCAACAGCUUUUGGUGAUUUCAUAAUUGUAUUUUCUUAAAGAAACUGCGACGUAAAACCAGGAAUGAAAGCUCCUAAACGGCUGAGGGGCAUUAAAAUAAAUCUGUUUCCACAAUUUUCUCUUCCAGGUGUCUGAUGGCUUGUGUGUAAACCAUGAGUCAGCUGCUUGUUUCAUCACACACAACUAAAUAUUUCAGCCGUCAAAACAAACUUGCUUCGGUAUCAGACCUGUGUAUAAUGGAUCCUAUCCACACUGUGACCAACAUGUUGGAAUGUGGGGAAGCCUUUAUUUUUAAUACUCUGUCUUGUUUCCUUUCAUCCUGGUCACAUCAGUGUUCUGUUGCUUUUAUUCUGAAGUCAGCAUUAUCUGGACUAUUCAGACCCCAUAAAUAGAAAUGAAAUGGCAAUGAAGAAGAACAAGCAACACCAUGAUGUACUGUUUAAACUGUAACUAAAACAUCCUCGAUGCUUGAAACAAAAACCUGAAUAAAACCCACCACAGUCCGUUCAAACCCUUGUCAUAAUGUAUAUUUGUACAUGCAUAAAUCAACAUAAAGCUCCUUGCUUUAUUUUGGCAGCGCAGGAUGUAAUAAAAUGAACAAAUAAGGAACAAGCUGAAUUGUUUUAUUUACUCAUUUUGAAAUGUUUCCAUACUUAUUUAGGUAGCAAAUAACCUCCCAUUUGCCAUUUUAUAUUCCCUGUAUAAAAAAAACAAACACUUUGUACAUACGUGUGGUUUUGUGUUAUAGAAGUGUCCGGAUAUUCUAGAGUUCUAAAUAAUGUUGGUGGUUUUCAUCUCACGCGAUUGAGGAGCUGUGGAUUGAAAUGUGCUUCCGACACCGUGGAACCACAUUGUAAAUAAAGCUAGUUUCAAACAUG
Nothobranchius furzeri (turquoise killifish) is the source of this 6233-nucleotide messenger RNA. It is a transcript of the gene hook3, whose product is annotated as hook microtubule-tethering protein 3. Gene Ontology annotation, molecular function: dynein light intermediate chain binding; microtubule binding. Gene Ontology annotation, cellular component: centrosome; cytoplasm. Lineage: Eukaryota; Metazoa; Chordata; Actinopteri; Cyprinodontiformes; Nothobranchiidae. Gene Ontology annotation, biological process: cytoplasmic microtubule organization; cytoskeleton-dependent intracellular transport. The record is from RefSeq and is a predicted model, not a curated record.